CAAUAUCUUAUGCUGAGAUAAAGUAGGUGGCCUGUGUGUCUUCAAAUAUGAGGACGAUGUCUAGUGAUAUCACGGACCAGAAAGAUUUGAUGAAAAGGGUUCCAAAACCUCUCAUGGAGAAGCGGAGGAGAGACCGUAUUAACCACAGUUUGGAAACACUGAGGCUUCUGUUAGUGGAGAACACAUGUAAUGAGAAACUGAAGAAUCCCAAAGUGGAAAAAGCUGAAAUCCUGGAGAGCGUUGUUAAUUUCCUGAAGGCUGAGCAGCGAUCCAGACCGUAUGCAUGUCCCAUCAAAAGAGGAAAAAGAAAAUAUGAGGAAAACGAUGAGCUGGGAUCUCCUUGUAAACGUCAACUGAGCUACCAUGAUGGUAUGAGAACAUGUCUGCUAAGGGUCAGCAAUUUUAUUGCAAGCAAGAGCCAAGAGUUAGAGGGGAACAUGCAGGUGACCAUGCAACAGGAACUUAAAGACCAUUCCAUUCAAGGUCAUCUAGCGCCCACUCUGCACCUCAGACAGGAUGGUGGGUCUAUACCAGGGCAGCAGGCACUUACUUAUGUGGAGUCGACCAGCUCCUGCGUGGCACUGGGUCAGUCCUUAAUUUCUCAAAGAACUGCCAUUUACGACCCUACAAAGAAGCCAGCUUCCAGCUCUAAACAGCCUUUGAUGUCAAGUGAUUCUGUGUGGAGGCCUUGGCCACAGUAAAGACAACCCAUCAUCAAAUAUCAUCCAAAAACUGAUCAAAAUCUUUGACGGAUUGAAUUUAUCAUCAGCUCAUAAUUUUUAUGAGUCAGUUGUCCUUGACUCAUUUACAUGCAAAAGCCUGUGAAUUGUGUAAAUGUGCAGCAUGUGUAAAUAUGUGGAUUUUGUACAACAGAUACUGAAAUCUUUAUUUUGAUAUGGACAAUGAAUAAACUGUGUGCGUCACAGAUAUGUUUUGUACUUGAUAGUAUAUAUUUUUGUAUAAAAGAGGUGUUUCUAAUUUUUUUUGAGGAUGUAAGCAAUUUUGGAAAGAGUCUUUUCCACACCUUUUGUACUUCUGUCUAUGAAAUGACUAUGAAUCUUUCUAAUGGCUCAGGAAGCAUUUACUUAAUCGAGCUAAAAUGAUUUUAUCAGAUUUGAGAUUGUGUUAGGGACACUUAUAUACAUGCAUGCGUGCAUAGUCUGGUUGAUUUUUUUUUCUUUUACAAUUUUUAUAUGUGCUAUGUUUUUCUUGACAGCACAGGCUUUGACUUCUUCUAGUCAACUGUAGCCAAAGCAAACAAUGUGUAUAUAAAUGUAUAUACUGAAAGAAUAAACCUGCCUGAGGAUAUAUUCUUGAACAA
Molecule: messenger RNA, 1321 nt
Organism: Pangasianodon hypophthalmus (striped catfish)
Lineage: Eukaryota; Metazoa; Chordata; Actinopteri; Siluriformes; Pangasiidae
Gene: her5
Product: hairy-related 5
Exons: 3
Coding region: 48-701 (217 amino acids)
Biological process (GO): regulation of transcription by RNA polymerase II; regulation of neurogenesis; anterior/posterior pattern specification
Cellular component (GO): nucleus
Molecular function (GO): protein dimerization activity; DNA-binding transcription factor activity, RNA polymerase II-specific; RNA polymerase II cis-regulatory region sequence-specific DNA binding
Source: RefSeq, a predicted model, not a curated record